GCCACGGGAGUUCCAUUUCCUGAUGAUUUUCUUGGACUACAAUCCCAGAAUGCGUAACGGUUAGGGCUGUAUGGCGGAGAGCGAUGACUGAGGAGUUUGAUGAAGAGGUUGUAUUUGAGAAUUCUCCGCUGUUCCAAUACUUGCAGGACCUAGGACACACAGAUUUUGAGACAUGUCCAGCUGUUUCACAAGAGGAAGGACAAUGCACAGGAGAGGAGGGCCCACUCCUACAGGAUAUCCCCACCACACCAAGAGCAGGCCUUUUCUUGAAACUGGCUAACGCCCUCCUGAAGUGGAGCCCAUUUCAAAGAGGCACAAUGUCUGACGGUCCAGAGCAGCAGCUGGAUGUGGGCUUUCGCCAGUACUCUCUGCACACCAUCCUGGAACAGGAAGUGCUGCUGCAGGAGGAUGUGGAGCUGAUUGAGCUGCUGGACCCCAGCAUCCUCUCCACAGGAACCUCUCCAGAAGCACAAAGUGGCUCCCAGCCAGGCCUGCGCUUCCUCGCGUCACCCAGUGUUUGGGACCUGUCGGUGCUGGCCGCCUUCACAGGGGUCCUGGUGGGCCACCACUUCCUGACCGAAGGCCUCUCGUGGGUGGGCCUUUGCCCCUGGCUCCUGGCUCUGACGGCCUACCUGCUGCUGCGGGGCCUGAGCCUCUGGAGGACAGCCAGGCUUCAGCGGACCAUGCGGAGCUGCAGUGGGAGGCUGGAGGAGCUGACCGCGAACAGCAGGGCCUUCACCAGCCUGGUGCGCAAGGCCCUCCGCCUCAUCCAGGAGACGGAGGUCAUCUCCCGGGGCUUUACGCUUUUGCUUGACAGGGUCAGUGCGGCCUGUCCUUUUAACAAAGCGGGGCAACAGCGCAGCCAGCAGCUCUUGGGCCUGCGGAAAGCCGUGUACCGGUCCCUGCGCGCCGCCGUCCGCGCCUCGCGCCUGGCCACCUGCCACAUGCUGAGGUCCUAUCCCCUGAACUCGGAGAUCGACAACGCAACGAACUACGUGUCGACUGUGCCUCUGAAAGAGCUGGGCCUGGGUCUGAGUGAGGAGCGGCUCUCGGACGAGCGGGCCCAGGAGCUCACCGACGACUACAACCUCCCAGCGCUGAAGGUGCUUUUCCAGCUGUGGGUGGGGCAGAGCUCGGAGUUCUUCCGCCGGAUGGCGCUGCUGCUGUCGCCCGUCCAGAAGCAGGAGCAGCCGGACUUCUGCCUGAUGCACCAGGCCGUGUCGGAGGUGACGGACCCCCUCCGGCGCACGCUGACCGGUUGUCUCGGGGACUUGCGCCGCAGCUACGACUUCCACCGCUACUUCGAGACCCAGCACCUGCCCAAGGGAGGCCCUGAGCAGGCUGGGAGAGUCAGGCAGAAGUGCCGGGAGCUCAACAGCCUGUACACCGCCAUUCGCAGCCUGCAGCUGCAUCUGAAAGCCCUGCUCAACGAGGUGAUCAUCCUGGAGGACGAGCUGGAGAAGCUGAUGGUGUUGCGAGAGCCUGCAGAGAUGACAUGCGCCGGAUACCAGGACCUGCAGAACAAGCUCCGGCUCAUCCAGCCCCAUAUGCAGGCCAGCUCCAGCUGCUGGGAGGAGGCAGUGGCCCAGGUGGACAAGAUGAUGCGCAGGGCCACCAACUGCACAGAAAAGAACGAAUCUCCUGAGAAGAGCCAGGUUUCGCCGAUCGUUCCUGCGGCCCAGCCUGUUGCGCAGAUAGAGGACAGGGACCCUGUCCCAGAGGAGCAGGAACUCGAAGCCUAUGUGGAGGAUUCCGACUCUGACGGAGAGCACCACGGCAGCCUGUUUGACUUCCUGUCUCCAGAGGAGAGGGAAAGGCAGAAGAAGGAGCGCGAGGAGUCCAGGAGGGUCUUGCAGGAGCUCAAAUCUGUGCUGGGGCUGCGAGCGUCAGAGGCUGAGAGGCAGAAAUGGAAACAGCUGCUGUUCAGCGACCAAGCGGUCUUGAAGCCUGUGGUUCCUGUGGGGAGCUCAGACCUCGACGGUAUCUCGGCCCCCCCUCUGGACACGGACUCACACGAGCGAGAGAGCGGCCAGGAUAAUCACGUGGCUGCAGGAGGACACGAGAGACAGUCGGCCCCCAGCCCCUUAGACACGGAGACGGAGUACUGCUGUGGGCGGGCGGAGCGGGAAGAGACCCGGCACGGCCCGGCACAAGAGCAGCGGGCCCCUGCCAGUGCCGGGGAAGCCCCGUGCCUCGAGUACGACAGCUCGGAGGGGGGGGGCGGCGUCACGGAGGCAGCUGACGGCCCUGGCUCUCCGGCGGGGAAGCCGCCGCCUGCCACGGUGAAGGAGAGGCUGGCGGGACUGCACGGCUCUUCGGCCGUAAGCUUCAGCUCGGCCUUGGCUGCCCAGGUGGCGGCCAGGUCUCACGCGUUCUCCUGCAUGCAGGAGCAGACCUUCGGAGACGAGGAGGAGGAGGGCGGGGGGGAGGGCGAAGAGCUGGGGUGGCCAAGAGAAGACUCGGAGCAUUAAGGACUUCACGGAGAACUGUCCAGCAGGAUAUUUAUUUUAAGAUUUUGUAUGUUAUUUAUUGAUAUACGUCUAAAAGAAAAUACCUGCUUGGGUUUUUUGGGGUUGUUUGUAAUUGAAUUUAGCAUUUUUCUUCUUCCUCCGUUUUUGUCUUUUGGGCUUUUUUUUUCCCCCCCCAAUGACGAGGAAGAGCCGCCGUUAGGGCAGCGUUCCAAGAUCACCGAACCACUGCGCCGACUUACAUCACUUGUCCACAGCAGCCCUGUGGGGCGUCUGCUGAAGAGGAGGUCUCCGAACUCCUGGUGACUUCACUGCCAGCAGGUUUUCUUCUAACCCAACAGACGCUGAUAAUGAAAAACAGCAUCUCUGGGCUACACUUCAUAAUCAGUGCACACAUUGUAGGUUUUUAACCGUCCAAAAAUUCAAGGCCUGUGGCACCCGUUCUCAACAUGGAAAUACAGUACCUGUUAUAACGCACAGUUCUGUUAUUCAGGAUUAGUCAGCAUUGUGUCAAAACACUGCGCCCAAGACCUUGUCACAUUUGUUACCACAGCCCCUAGGAAGCAUUUGGCUUUUAAUGGUUUUAUUUUUCUUAAUUUAUUCAAUGAGGGAGAAUGAAUAACGGGCUCAGGAAUCAGAGUAAGAGAAUAUGUCUAGUUUGUUCAACUAGUAAAGUCUCCCCAAAGUUAUUACUUAAUGAGAAGUAAUUUAUAGAAAAACUCUAAAGUAAGUUUAGAAAUGUUCACAUGGGUGCAGAAGGCUGCUCGGUGUUCACAGCAAGUACAGAAUUCUCAGGUACAUCUCUGGGACCAGGAUAUUGAAUGUAUUGCUACAGUUUCAAGGUCACUGAACAGUUGAAUGUGUUUUGACAACCAUGUCUAGAUACUUUAGGAAUGGUGCUGAUCCACCAAUUCCUCUUACAGAAUUUCCUGAAUGUCAUCAAAGAAAACUGUAUUUUUUGACAAAUCUGCUAAGAUUGUUUAUUGGUUGCGGACCAGAUGCACUGAUAUUAUGUGAAUCUUAGCAACACUAAUGUCUGUCCUGAGUAGAACACAAGUUGCAUGUGUUUGUGCUGUAUUUGGUAUCAACCAAGCCAUUAAACAAAGUGGGAGGCUUG
Molecule: messenger RNA, 3585 nt
Organism: Lepisosteus oculatus (spotted gar)
Lineage: Eukaryota; Metazoa; Chordata; Actinopteri; Semionotiformes; Lepisosteidae
Source: RefSeq, a predicted model, not a curated record